AUGGUGGCUAUUUAUUUAGUCCUGGUUGUUCUUCUUCCCAUUGCAAAAGGAGAGACAGUGACCGGAAGUUGUAAAGACAUGUUACAGGGUUAUCUAACAGGUCAACUGUCAUCUGCUCUGGGAGCGUAUCAGGUGGAAGCUUUGAGGCGGGAAUUCAAAAGCUUCACUGACGUCAUAAAGGAAUCAAUGCAAAAGUUCAAGGAAGAAGUCAAUGAUAGCAUACAUGAGGAAGGAAAAGGAAACAGAAACAUCGAAUACACAAGAUGGGGAAAGAAAACAUGCCCGUCCAAUGCAAACUUAGUUUAUUCAGGAUUCGUCGGAGGAUCACAUUUUACUCAUAAAGGAGCAGCGGUAGAACCCCUUUGUUUGCCUAGGGAUCCAGAGUGGGGGAUGUACGUGGAUGGAAAUAAUGCUAAUAGGGCUUAUGUUUUUGGAGCAGAGUAUGAUACCUUUAACUUCAAAGGCCAUUUUACUUCACUUAUCCAGCAUGACGUACCCUGUGCCGUUUGCCUUGUCAAAAAUAGAUCCAUUGUGAAAACAUUUCCAGCGAGAAAAACCUGCUACAAAGGAUGGACUCUCGAGUACCACGGUUAUCUAAUGGCUGGAUAUCAUGGUUUUACAGCCGGUACAACUUACACAUGUGUAGACAAGAAUCCAGACACCUUGCAUGGCGGUCAAGCUAAUCAAAAUGGCUACCUAUUUUAUUUUGUAGAAGGUCGGUGUGGUUCAUUAAAAUGUCCACCAUAUGUCGAAGGAAGGGAACUAGUGUGCGCUGUCUGUUCUAAAAAGUAA
This is a messenger RNA of Saccostrea echinata, 792 nucleotides long. RefSeq lists its product as uncharacterized. The transcript has 4 exons. NCBI's taxonomy places the organism in Eukaryota, Metazoa, Mollusca, Bivalvia, Ostreida, Ostreidae. The record is from RefSeq and is a predicted model, not a curated record. Bases 1 to 792 code for a protein of 263 amino acids.